Molecule: messenger RNA, 1110 nt
Organism: Colletotrichum graminicola M1.001
Lineage: Eukaryota; Fungi; Ascomycota; Sordariomycetes; Glomerellales; Glomerellaceae
Product: tartrate dehydrogenase
Exons: 3
Coding region: 1-1110 (369 amino acids)
Molecular function (GO): oxidoreductase activity, acting on the CH-OH group of donors, NAD or NADP as acceptor; magnesium ion binding; NAD binding
Source: RefSeq, a predicted model, not a curated record
AUGUCUCCCAGCGCGCUUCCCGCCCAGAGGGUGUACAGAAUCGCCUCCAUGGGAGCUGAUGGCAUCGGCCCGGAGGUCAUCGAGGCCGGUGUCGAGGUCCUCAAGGCGCUUGCCGACACCUUAGGCACGUUCGAGUUGGACUUCACCGACUACGACUGGAGCUCCGAGACGUACAAGAAGACGGGCAAGUAUAUCCCGGACGGCGGUCUCGAGCAGCUCAAGAAGCACGACGCCAUCCUCUUCGGAGCCGUUGGUGCUCCCGACGUCCCCGACCAUAUCUCGCUCUGGGGCCUUCGUCUGGCUAUUUGCCAAUCUUUCCAGCAGUACGCCAAUGUGCGGCCCACGCGUGUCCUUCGCGGCACCCAGUCGCCCCUGCGAAACUGUGCCGAGGGCGACCUGGACUGGGUCAUCAUCCGUGAGAACAGCGAGGGCGAGUACGCAGGCCAGGGUGGGCGGUCGCACAGGGGGCUGCCCUGGGAGACUGCCACCGAAGUGUCCAUUUUCACGCGCCACGGCGUUGAGCGUCUCAUUCGCUUCGCGUUCGAGACCGCCCGCAGCCGCCCGCGCAAGCUCCUGACAUUCGUGACCAAGAGCAACGCGCAGCGCAACGGGAUGGUGCUCUGGGAUGAGGUCGUCUACGAGGUGGCCAAGGACUUUCCCGACAUUACGCUCGACAAGAUGCUUGUCGACGCAAUGACGACGCGGAUGGUGCUCGACCCCAAGAGCCUCGACACCAUCGUCGCGACUAACCUGCACGCUGACAUUCUUUCCGAUCUGGCCGCUGCGCUUGCCGGGUCCAUCGGGAUCGCGCCAACGAGCAACCUCGACCCCACGCGCGGGAACCCUUCGAUGUUUGAGCCCAUCCACGGGUCGGCGUUCGACAUUACGGGAAAGGGCGUGGCGAACCCAGUGGCAACCUUCUGGACGGCGGCGGAGAUGCUCGAGUGGCUCGGCGAGAAGGGGGCGGCGGCGCAGCUGAUGGAGUGCGUCGAGAGCGUCACGGGAAGGGGCAUCAUGACUGCUGACCUCGGCGGCAAGGCGACGACGAAGGAGGUUACUGCCGCGGUCGUGGGUGAGAUCCAGGCCACUCUCAGGAGGGGCAAGGCCUAG